AACUCGUGGGAGGAAGCGCGUCGUCCUCAUCGUCGUCGUCGACAGUGGUACCUUGACAUUGCCCCCCUCAUGAAGUGAUCUUACUCCGUUUCAAUCAUCCCUACUCUUCGUUUCAUCGACCCCUUUCCAUCACGCUGUGGACGGGAGCAUAACGUAUUGGCCAUCUCCUCGGUUCAUUCUCUUGUCCACCUAGCCGUCACAACUCACUCAUGACAUCCCUAGAGAGAGAGAGAGAAUCCAUCCCCGCACCAUGAGCGUGAUCGCUGCAACACCGCACGAUCCUCAUACGGACUCCAUGCGAUCCACACCUCCACCUUCCACCACGGCGUAUACCAAUCACCCGCCACCAUUUCAUCACAGUAUCAGUAGCCCCGUCGUGGUCCCCUUCCCUUUCUACCAACCUCGUAAGAGGUCAUUCCACGACAUGCCGCAUACUCAAUCUUUCUCCGCUCUGGGACCACCGAGAUCAGACCUGUUGUCAACAGAGUCCGACUCACCUGGUCCAUCUGUCCCUCCUCCAGCGCCAAGACUAUCGUUCCAGGAUCUUCCAGCUGUAUCACCAGAAGUGACCAAUGGCGUCUUAAUCCCUGCUCAGCUGCCACCGACACCGGACCCCUCGCCGCCAAACAGCAAGGUCUUGUUUACGCCAGACGACUCGAUCAGCUUUGCAGAGAUCCCACGGCGAUUACCAUCUGAUCCUUCGCCUUCCGUCCAGAAGCCGCAUUCACCUCCAAGAUCCCGCGCCAUGACCAACGUUCCGAGACGACCGCCUAACGAGCAUCGACCAAAGUCCAUGGGCCCUCCUCGACCAGUGCGCAAGAGUCAGACCAUGAUGCAUCCCAGUUCCAUCCGAAUGGCAGAGAGCAGCAGUGCAGAUGGUCGACAUCGUCUCGGUACGCCAAUCGAGUCGCCAGGGUUUCCACGUACAAUGACAGCUCCGGCCGAUACAACGUUUGGUUCUGGCGAUGCCACACCGUCUGAGCUCGCCAGCCCUGACGGUCUAGAGGCCAAGGUCGUUUUGCUCGGCUCUCAAGGCGUCGGCAAGACAUCUCUCAUUCUCCGUUAUACUAAGGGCACUUUCAAUCUUGCACCGGCGACCAUUGGUUCGUCUCUCCACACCCGCAAACUCGUGCACUCUGGUGUCCGCGUCAAGCUUCAGAUCUGGGAUACAGCAGGACAGGAGCGUUUUCGGUCCAUGGCGCCGAUCUACUAUCGUGGAGCCAAUGUUUGUAUCCUCGUUUACGAUACAAAUGACAGACAGAGUUUUGAGGAUGUUCGAAGCUGGCUAGAGGAGCUGCAAAAGACGCUACCUAAAGAAACCGCGAUCUACAUUGUCGGUAGCAAAACGGACCUAGCAGCGCGAGAAGUCUCGAUCGACGAAGCCAAACGCAAGCUACAGAUCUGGCGUCGACCACAGCCGCGGGGUCUCCUCCGAUCCUCGUCCCUCGCCGCGCAUGAUCCUAUCAGUAGCCCAGCGACUCCCACUCGCUCACACUCAUCGUCUGCACUCGUCGCACUCAACACCGAAGCAGAGCCUUCCAAGCCUCCCAGUCGUGUGCCCUUUCCCUCGCGCCCAUCGCUCCAAAUUAUCCCGCCAUCGACCCUGCCAAGCUCCCCGCGAUCCACUAAAAUCUCUUUCGGCAAUAUGAAAUCUCCGACCAGGCCCACAUCUUCCACAUUCACCGAUCCUGUCGUACCGCUCAUGACCUCGGCCUCACAUGCCACAUCAGCCGGCCGCUUCUCCAUAUCUGGUGUCCUGGGCUACUCUCGCACGAAUAGCACUGGCAAUGCCGUCUCGACGCUUGCUCGCCUCGCUGAAGACUAUCCCGCUGCGCCGCGAGAUGAUAUCACGCCUGUCCGCCGUGUACGUAUUGAGUCAACUCCGCACAUGAUAGAUACUCGACGAAAGAGUGAAGACUGGUCCUCCCGACCUUGGCGAAUGGGUCAAGGACCAGGAGCAGCAGAAGCUCUCGGCGAAUUCGGUGCAGGUGUGCGUCGUCGUCAGUCCGGUGGAGACCUUCUUGAACCGGAAAGCCGACCAACCUCAAACUUUGGGCUCAAGAAUGGCCGAAUUCGUGCUGGCAGUGUCGGACGAGAUGUCAGACUGUACGACGAAUCCGCCGCGACGGAAGAAUGGGGAAUGGACGUGCUCGGUAUCCGACUGGGCGAAGUCAGCGCGUUGAACGGGCAAGGCAUCGACGCGCUGUUCCAAAGCAUCUCUGCUCUCCUCGUUGAAAAACGAGAAAAUAUAGAACGUGACCGUACGCUUCGGCGCAAAGACAGCGUCAUGCUUCUAGAUCUCUCCAAGACCGAUACGACCGACCAUAAGACGAAGCGGGGUUGCUGCGUCUAGCCGGUCUUCCCUCUCAUACCACUUUUCACGAUU
Molecule: messenger RNA, 2386 nt
Organism: Kockovaella imperatae
Lineage: Eukaryota; Fungi; Basidiomycota; Tremellomycetes; Tremellales; Cuniculitremaceae
Exons: 4
Coding region: 251-2353 (700 amino acids)
Molecular function (GO): GTP binding; GTPase activity
Source: RefSeq, a predicted model, not a curated record